GGCCGGUCCGGUUUGCUUUAGUGGUUUUCGUUUGCCAGAAAAAAAAAGAGAUGAAAAUUUCCACAUUCUCAAGCAAAUAGUCUGGCAAUUUUCAAAUCCAAAUCCACCGGAGGUUUCUUCAAUUUCAGGAUCGGAAACCUUUCCUUUGGAUCCGACAGAUGGUUUCUGACCCAACCAGAAGAGAAGAGAGAGAGAUAAGUCAUUCAAGAGUGACUGCUUGAAUCUGUAUAAUGGAAUCACCUGGUAGGCUACUGCGGGACACAUCUGUUGUCGUCGUGACAUUGGCUUCUAGUGAAGUAUACAUUAUUGUUAGUUUGUCUUCUAGAGUAGACACCCAGGUGGUCUAUGUUGAUCCUACGACUGGAGCGCUUUGCUACAUGGCAAAGUUAGGUUAUGAUUUAUUUGGUUCCCAACAGGAAGCUUUGGAUUACAUUACUAAUGGUUCCAAAUGGCCAUGUAAAAAUAUAACAUAUGCCAGGGCUUUGUUAGGUUAUGCCGCCCUUGGCAGUUUUGGUAUGUUGCUCGUUGCGACAAAAUUAAGUGCCACCAUUCCAAAUUUACCUGGUGGAGGUUGUGUAUACACUGUGAGUGAGAGCCAAUGGAUCAAAAUUUCACUUCAAAACAGUCAACCCCAAGGGAGAGGAGAAAUUAAAAAUGUUCAAGAGUUGACGGAUCUUGACGUUGAUGGGAAAUAUUAUUUUUGCGAAAAUAGAGAUCUUACGAGGCCUUUUCCGAGCCACAAGUCAAUUCAAGACCCAGAUGAAGAAUUUGUUUGGAACAAAUGGUUCUCAAGCCCCUUCAGAAACAUUGGACUUGAUCGGCAUUGUGCCACUCUACUCCAGGGCUUUGCAGAUUGCCGAAGCUUUGGAAGUUUAGGGCAGCAGGAAGGAAUUGUUGCACUUCUUGCUCGUCGAAGUAGGCUGCAUCCGGGUACCCGCUACUUGGCGAGGGGCAUAAAUUCUUGCUAUGGCACUGGCAAUGAAGUGGAAUGUGAGCAAAUUGUAUGGAUACCUCGAAGACCAGGUCAAAGCAUUCCUUUUAAUACCUAUGUGUGGCGAAGAGGUACCAUUCCUCUCUGGUGGGGGGCAGAAUUGAAAAUUACUGCUGCUGAAGCUGAAAUAUAUGUUUCUGAUCGUGACCCCUAUAAAGGAAGUGCUGAAUAUUUCCAAAGGUUAAGUAACAGAUAUGAUAAAAGAAGCCUAGAUGUAGCUGUAAGUGGAAAUCAGAAAAGAAGUGCUUUGGUUCCCAUUGUUUGUGUUAAUUUGUUGCGCAAUGGAGAAGGAAAAUCAGAAUCAAUACUCGUCCAACAUUUUGAGGAAGCUUUAAAUCAUAUUAGAUCCAUGGGAAAACUUCCUCAGACUCGAGUGCAUUUGAUCAAUUAUGAUUGGCAUGCAAGUGUUAAAUUGAAAGGUGAACAGCAGACAAUUGAGGGACUGUGGUACCUCUUAAAAUCACCCACCGUUUCUAUUGGCAUCUCUGAAGGAGAUUAUCUUCCAACACGCCAGCGGAUUCAACAUUGCAAAGGUGAAAUUAUUUGUACUGAUGACUUUGAUGGUGCUUUCUGUUUACGUUCCCAUCAAAAUGGAGUAAUACGUUUCAAUUGCGCUGAUUCAUUGGAUAGAACGAAUGCUGCGAGCUACUUUGGUUCACUUCAAGUUUUUGUUGAGCAGUGUAGACGGUUGGGUAUAUCACUUGAUAGUGACAUGGCCUAUGGAUAUCAAUCAACUAAUAGUUAUGGUGGUUAUGUUGCUCCAUUACCACCUGGUUGGGAGAAACGGUCUGAUUCUGUGACUGGUAAAACAUACUAUAUUGAUCAUAAUACAAGGACGACCACCUGGAAUCAUCCCUGUCCUGAUAAACCUUGGAAAAGAUUUGAUAUGACAUUUGAGGAGUUUAAGAGGUCAACCAUCUUGUCACCGGUAUCACAACUGGCUGACAUUUUCUUGGUUGCCGGUGAUAUUCAUGCCACAUUGUAUACUGGUUCGAAAGCUAUGCAUAGCCAAAUCCUUAGCAUAUUCAAUGAAGAAGGAGGCAAGUUUAAACAGUUCUCUGCUGCACAGAAUAUGAAAAUCACUCUACAACGAAGAUAUAAAAAUGCAGUGAUUGAUAGCUCUCGUCAGAAGCAAUUUGAGAUUUUUCUUGGACUGAGGCUUUUUAAACAUCUACCCUCUCUUAUGAUGCAGCCUUUACAUGUACCCACUCGUCCAUUUGGUUGCCUUCUGAAGCCCGUUGCAAGUGUGAUUCCACGUUCUGAUGGGGGAGCUGGUCUUCUCAGUUUCAAAACGAAAGAUACUAUUUGGAUUUGUCCACAGGCGGAUGUGGUUGAACUCUUUAUAUAUCUCAGUGAACCAUGCCAUGUUAGCCAGCUUCUUCUUACUGUUUCACAUGGAGCUGAUGAUUCUACUUUCCCAUCAACAGUCGAUGUGAGGACAGGCCGUUUUCUGGAUGGGCUUAAACUUGUUGUCGAGGCAGCGUCUAUUCCUCAAUGUGCAAGUGGGACAAACAUUUUGAUACCUAUACCAGGCCCAAUUAGUGCAGAAGAUACAGCUAUCACAGGUGCUGGUACUCGUUUACAUGCACAAGAUACUUCAAACCUUUCUUCAUUAUAUGACUUUGAGGAACUUGAAGGAGAAUUGGAUUUCCUCACUCGUGUUGUUGCGCUUACUUUUUAUCCUUCCGUGGCUGGUAGCCCAAUGACUCUUGGGGAGAUAGAAGUACUUGGAGUAUGUCUUCCAUGGAGGAACAUAUUAACUGGGGAAGGCUGUGGUUCAAUUUCUUCUCUUGGGCGUGUGGCAGGUCAUGAAAAAGAAGCUAUUGUCUCUGUAUCUGAUACGAAUCCAUUUGGUUUUCCUUUAUCCGAUGAUAAAAUGUCACAUGCCAAAGAAGAUAAAUCUUCCAACUCGUGGAUAGACCUUUUGACUGGAGAAGAAAGAAGUUCAGAUUCCAUUUCAGAACCAAUUGUACAAACUAUUAUACCUGAAGGAAGUGACUUACUUGACUUUUUGGAUGAUGCUGUUGUUCAUCAUCAGAAUGGUGGAAAGGGGGAUAAUGCAAAGGUCAUGUCAUCUCAACAGCCAUCGGAUAGUAGCACUCAACAAUACAUCGAGUGUCUCAAACUACUUUCAGGACCUCGUAUGGAAGAAAAGUUAGAUUUCAUGGAAUCCAUGAAACUUGAGAUUGAACGGCUCCGUUUAAAUCUUUCUGCUGCUCAGAGAGAUAGAGCGUUACUAGCAGUUGGAGUGGAUCCUGCAAGUAUAAAUCCAAAUUUAUUGCUUGAUGAUUCCUAUACAGCAAGAUUAUGCAGGGUCUCGCGAGCACUUGCAUUGCUUGCGCAUACCUCUCUUGAAGACAAAAUCAUUGCUUCCAUCGGUCUUGAAAAGACCAAGGAUGGAAUUAUCGAUUUCUGGAAUAUAUCUGGGAUCGGGGAGAGCUGUUUGGGUGGCAUGUGUGAGGUUCAUGCUGAAGGUGGAUCUCGUCCACAUGCAUCCCCCAUCUCGAAAUCUUCCACAACUCCUGACUCUAUUUUUCAGUGUUCUGAAUGUGAAAGAAAAGUCUGUAAAGUCUGUUGUGCAGGACAAGGCGCUCUCCUACUCUCCAGUUUUAACUCUAGGGAGGUCUCGAACACCAUGAAUAGCCAGGGAGGAUCAAGCCAUGGAAGCUCAGCUGAUGUAUCUUCAAAUCGUUCAGCCACAUUAGAUGGGUUGCUUUGUAAACUAUGCUGCCAUGACAUUGUGCUGGAUGCGUUGAUUCUGGAUUAUGUUCGAGUCUUGCUUAGCCAAAGAAGGGGAUUGCGUGCUGAAGAGGCAGCAAGUAAAGCUCUGGACCAUGUCAUUGGAUUUUCAGCACUUGAUAGUCUUCCGGAAAGAAAUCAGUCUUCUUACAUGGAGAAUUCUGCAAAGGGUUUGCACUUACUUAAUGGAGAGGAAUCAAUAGCCGAGUUUCCCCAUGCAAGCUUUCUGCAUCCAGUGGAAACAGCUGGAGGCUCAGCAUCCUUCUUAUCUUUACUGGCGCCUUUGGCUUUUGGAUCGCACCAUUCGUAUUGGAAAGCUUCGCCAAGUGCUUCAUCUGUUGAUUUUGCUAUUGUUCUAAGCAACCUAUCUGAUGUUUCUGGUGUUGUUCUUCUUGUUAGUCCUUGCGGCUAUUCAGUAUCUGAUGCUCCCAUUGUGCAAAUAUGGGCAAGCAAUAAUAUAAACAAGGAAGAAAGGACAUGUGUUGGAAAAUGGGAUGUGAAUUCCAUCAUUGGAUCUUCUUCUGAACUUUGUGGACCAGAAGAUUCUAGUGACAGGAAAGUACCUAGACAUGUAAGAUUUGUCUUCAAGAAUCCUGUUCGGUGCCGCAUUAUCUGGAUAACUUUACGCCUUCAGAAGAUUGGCUCGAGCUCUAUUAGUAUUGAGAAGGAUUUCAAUCUGUUGUCUCUUGAUGAAAACCCCUUUGCUGAACCCACAAGACGUGCCUCUUUUGGUGGGCCCAUCGAGAGUGAUCCCUGUAUUCAUGCAAAAAGAAUUCUAGUAAUUGGAAGGCCUUUGAGAAGGGACAGUACGGUAUCAUCUGGAGGCUUGGACCAGCCAAGUGUACGAAAUUGGUUGGACAAGCCCCCAUCUCUAAAUAGAUUCAAGGUCCCAGUUGAGGCUGAGAGAUUGAUUGGCAAUGACCUUGUCUUGGAACAAUAUCUUCCCCCUACUUCACCUACUUUAGGUGGCUUUCGUUUCGAUGGAUUUAGUGCAAUAAAGCCACGGAUAACACAUUCACCCGCUUCAGACCUAAAUGUAGGGCACAAGGCCACCAGUUUAUUAGAUGACAGAUUAAUCAACCCUCCUUUGUUAUACAUUCAAGUAUCUGCAUUCCAGGAGCCCCACAAUAUGGUGACAGUUGCAGAAUACCGUCUCCCAGAAGUGAAGGCUGGAACACCUAUGUACUUUGAUUUCCCUAGGCAGAUAAAUACUCGGCGGAUUGCAUUUCGGCUUCUUGGAGAUAUCUCCUCAUUUGCAGAUGAUCCAGCAGAGCAAGAUGAUUCGGAUUACAGGGUUCCGCAAAUCCCUUCAGGUCUAUCUUUGUCAGGUAGGGUUAAGCUUUACUAUUAUGCUGAUCCAUAUGAAUUGGGAAAAUGGGCGAGCCUUUCAGCUGUUUGAUGAACCAGGAGAAUAACGCUAAAUUGUGGAUUUUUUUUUUUUUGGGGGAGGGGGUGAGGUUUUUUUGGUUGUUUGUAAAGUGAGAGCUUCCUAUUUUUUUCGGAGCUUUAAUAGCAAUUGGUAGUUCAAUUCAUCGGUAUUCUACAUUGUUGUAUAGAAAAGGAACUGCGAAGCCCUCAUUUCCUUUUGUUUUUAGGCAUGAGGAACUUUCAUAGAGAAAUGCUAUAUCUUUUUGGUCUACUCGUUCCUUUGAAAGUCCUAUGACCCCUGAAUGGUUGUCUUUUGCCACGUUGUACUAGGUUGUAAAUUAUAAUUUCCCCUCGGGGUUACCGAGAAAAAAAAAAAAGAAGGAAAGGGAACAGAGGUUGUCAUAGGUAGAAGAAAACAUAGGAGCUAUUAUGAAUCUUGUGAGUUGUGAUUCUUGUAAGGUCAAUACGUCAAAUUGAUUGAAAAUUUUCUCUUUUUUAUUUUGCUUUAUUUAUUUAUGAAGAAAAGUGGGGUACUAUGUUAAUGAGAUAACGAGAUGUACUAUGCUAGAUUGUCAAAUUAUUCAAACAC
Molecule: messenger RNA, 5687 nt
Organism: Oldenlandia corymbosa var. corymbosa
Lineage: Eukaryota; Viridiplantae; Streptophyta; Magnoliopsida; Gentianales; Rubiaceae
Source: the annotation of a GenBank genome assembly